Molecule: messenger RNA, 1019 nt
Organism: Mytilus californianus (California mussel)
Lineage: Eukaryota; Metazoa; Mollusca; Bivalvia; Mytilida; Mytilidae
Exons: 3
Coding region: 45-959 (304 amino acids)
Source: RefSeq, a predicted model, not a curated record
CCCAGUUGAUUAAUUGCGCAAGGACCAGAUCUUGCUGAUAAAUCAUGACAACAUUGAGACAUUCAAUUAGAAAACUUAUCAGGGCAUAUCCAUCACUGAACUUGAGGUUGAAUGUGAAUAACAAGCAAAAUGAAGUUGAUAUUGUGUUACCAGGGUUACGAUAUGAUGAUAUUGAUCAUUUUGGUCAACCAGACAUUUGGAGGGUGUUUGACAUGAUGAAUACUGUAGAGACGGCAGCAUUUUAUAAUCAAGAGUCAUUCCUUGACUAUAAUACUUUACUGAAACAAAACUACUCAACCAUUACCAAAGCUUGCUCAGUUGAUAUUAAGAAGGACUUUUAUGAAGUUGUUACUCCAAAAGCUCCGGUGGAAGUUAGUUGUAAAUUGAAACGGGUCGGAAAUACCUCAUUCACUACAGUUGUAGAACUUUGUUGUGGUGGUAAAAUGAAACCAUCAGUUUCCUGUAAAAAUAUCCAUACAAUUAUCAAUGUGCAUGAAAAUAGCGUAGAACAAAUACCAGAAUGGUGGAGAAAGCGUUAUGAGAUAAAGGAAAAUGCUGAUGAAGAUAAAAAUCAUCAGGCUACGUUUGUUAAUCCUCAGGAAAAACCAAUGGACACAUUCUAUAAUGAAUUUUCCGUCCCGUUAAGUGAUACUGACAUCAGGCAUAAAACUCGCUGUGCUUCUUACUUUCAGUAUUUUAUUGAGAAUGCCAGCAUUGCCUCAAACAAACAGUUUUACAGAAAUAUUCAAAGAAACUUUCAUGAGUUUCAUAUCAAGAAAUUUAAUUUGUUAUACCUCCAUCCAAGUAAUUGGGGUGACGGGUUAUAUUCAGAGAGCUGGGAAGAUGAUAAAAAUCCUCUAAUACUACAUUGUCAGAUCAGUUCACAGAAGGAUAGAAUUCCAAUAUGGUAUGGACAGAUAUCACUGUUCUCUGAGGUAUUUGGUGUGCACGAUCAGUAACAUUUGAUGAUCAAAUUAACAUUGUAUUUGAUUUUAUGAUAUUAAAUUUGAAAUACCAAG